Molecule: messenger RNA, 1701 nt
Organism: Lodderomyces oxycetoniae
Lineage: Eukaryota; Fungi; Ascomycota; Pichiomycetes; Serinales; Debaryomycetaceae
Gene: GAD1
Product: glutamate decarboxylase
Exons: 1
Coding region: 1-1701 (566 amino acids)
Biological process (GO): L-glutamate catabolic process
Cellular component (GO): cytosol
Molecular function (GO): glutamate decarboxylase activity; pyridoxal phosphate binding
Source: RefSeq, a predicted model, not a curated record
AUGGUGUUAAGCAAACAUAUAGAGUCAUUAGAGUUGGAAAACGAGAUCUUAAAAUACUUGCCAAAAGUCAAAUUACACGCCGAAGAGUAUGUCGAUCAAUAUGACUCUGAAAAAUUGAUCCCCGAAUUUGAGAUCCCCUUGAAAUCGUCCAGUUCUCAUUUGAUUUACAAAUACUUGAACCAAGAAUUGUCGCUUGAUGGUAUUCCUACUUUAAAUUUAGCUUCGUUUGUCAAUACGUUUAUUGACGAUACUCUGAAACGUCUUGCCAUUGAGAAUUUAACUAAAAAUUUGGCUGAUAAUGACGAAUACCCUUCGUUGAUUGAAAUACAAACUAGAUGUAUUACAAUGUUGAGCAAUUUGUGGCACGCACCAAGUGUGAAGGAUCCCAAAACUGGUAACAAGAUUGUAAAUUCAAUUGGUACUGCAACUACAGGAUCUUCAGAGGCCAUUAUGUUGGCUGGUUUAGCGUUGAAAAAGAGAUGGCAAGAAAAAAGGCAAGCACAGGGCAAAUCUAUUGCUAACCCCAACAUUUUAAUGGCCACUUGUGCUCAAGUUGCGUUGGAGAAGUUUGCGGUAUACUUUGAUGUUGAAAAUAGAUUGAUCCCAAUUUGCGAAAAAUCCGGCCAUGUUAUUGAUGUAACAAAGAUUAAGGAGAAUAUUGACGAGAACACGAUUGGUAUUUUUGUUAUUGUUGGAUCUACGUUUACUGGUGCUUUUGAGCCGGUUGAGGAGAUAUCACACAUUUUGGAUCAAGUGGAAAAGGAAACAGGAUUGGAUAUCAGAAUUCACGUUGAUGGGGCAAGUGGCGGGUUUGUUGCGCCUUUCUCUUUUCCAAAUUUGAAGUGGGAUUUUGCCAUUCCAAGAGUUGAUUCAAUUAAUACCUCGGGUCAUAAAUUUGGCUUGACUUCAGUUGGUUUAGGUUGGGUUAUUUGGAAACAUUCAGAUUUACUACCAAAAAAGCUCAGAUUCAGUUUAGAUUAUUUGGGAGGUGUUGAAGAAACGUUUGGUUUGAAUUUCUCAAGACCUGGGUACCCAGUUUUAAUGCAGUACUACAACUUUUUAACUUUGGGUAAAGAAGGCUAUGCUAGCAUAUUCGAUGUUGCUCUAUCCAAUGCAAGGGUGCUUUCGGACUAUUUGGAAAAAUCUAGUUAUUUUGAAGUUUUAUCAAAUAUCCACAAACCAAUUACUAAGGAAGAGAAGGAAAAGUAUUAUACAAGAGAAGUUCAUCACAAACUAUCUGAUAUCUGGACGGUUAAUCAAAAUUUCCAACCUGGCUUACCUGUGGUUGCCUUUAGAUUCAGUGAAAAGUUUAGAAACGAGUACCCCGAAAUUCCUCAAGAGUUGUUUUCGACAUUGUUGCGCAAAUCUGGGUUCAUUAUUCCCAACUACAAAUUGCCACCAUCCGAGACAAAUGUUGAGAUUUUGAGAGUUGUUGUGCGUAACUCGAUGGGAUUAUCGCUUUUGGAAAGAUUACUUGCCGAAUGUUCGAGAACAAUUGACUUGUUGAUCAAAUCGGCUAAUUAUGUUAGAAACGUACUCGAUGUUAAGGAUGUACAUUCAGCUGCCGAGAAUAGAGAGGCUAUCCACAGUUUAUUGUUGACAAUUGCCUCUGGUGGAACUGCCGAUAUUAGAAAGAAUUCGCACAAGAAGAAUAGCCACGAAGCUGGAAAAAACAAAAAAUCGUAUCGUGGUGUUUGCUAA